CAAAAGGCAUACCCAAUGAGCGCACUUGAGCACCUCCCCAAAAUCUUCUGAUUACAAGCGCUGGAUGUUUACAAAUGCCGCGCGCGCAUAAAAGCCACAGAUGAGCAGAGCCGCUUCAGUAUACAGGUACAAAAAGGCAUGGAUAGCAGACCGGCGGAUUUCACACUUUGUGGACGCGCAAAGGCAACAUUUUAGUGCAACCGUAUCCUGGAAUAUUCUUGCGUUCACAUCUCGCUGCAUUUCUCAUUUUGCGCUUUGUAAAUCAGUUUUCUCGCGCAAAAAAAACAUGUUUUUGUUGCUAAGGUCAGUUCUUCUUGUUAACGUGUUCUAUGCUCAAUGGGAAAUUGUGAAUUCAAUGCAGAGUCAGCUGUGCGUGCCCGUCAGACUGGAUCAUGUCAAGAACCAUUUAGUCAGUGCUGAAGACAACACGUUGCCUCAAACAGUUGUAUUCAAAAUAAAUGCAUUUGAACAAGAUCUUGUACUCGAAUUACUGCCUGACUCGAGCUUCAUUGCUCCAGUCUUCUCGACGCACACCGACGCAACUGCUCAAAACUCAGCGCCCAGUGAAGAUCUGAGCCGGUGUUUUUACGCCGGUGAGGUGAAUUCUGAUCCCUAUUCAUAUGCAGCGCUCAGCUUGUGCAAGGGGCUGCAGGGCGCAUUCGGUUACGAUGGCUGGGAAUAUUUCAUCAAGCCUGCUUUGAACGACACCGAGUGGAACGAUGUGCAUGCCCAUCUCAUCAGCCGCAGAUCUAACGCCAAUCUGAGUGGAAACUCCACGUCAAGAUGCGGCGUGGACAGUGGUGUGUCCCAAACCGUUGCACAGUCUUUGGCGAAGUUUAAGCACCUAAAGGAACAACACAAGUCUAACGUCACUAUGUCAGUUCUGAAAAACCGCUCGAAGAGAUUUGUCUCCAUUCCGCGUUAUGUAGAGACAUUAGUGGUGGCCGAUGAAUCCAUGGCCAAAUUCCACGGUGACGACCUCAAGCAUUACGUACUGACCUUAAUGUCAGUGGCAGCUAAGCUUUACAAACACCCCACCAUUCUUAACUCUAUCAGCAUCGUGGUUGUCAAGUUUAUGGUGAUUAACGAGGAGGAGAAAGGACCUAAGGUUUCCGGGAACGCGGCGAUGACCCUGCGUAAUUUCUGCACCUGGCAGAAGAAGCUGAACAAAAACAGCGACAAGCAUGCGGAGUACUGGGAUACGGCCAUCCUAUUCACAAAACAGGAUCUGUGUGGAGCCUCAACAUGUGACACACUGGGUAUGGCAGAUGUUGGUACCAUGUGUGAUCCCAAGAGAAGUUGUUCUGUGAUUGAAGAUGACGGGUUGCCAUCUGCCUUCACUACUGCCCAUGAGCUUGGACAUGUCUUUAAUAUGCCACACGAUAAUGUUAAAGCAUGUGAGGAAGUGUUUGGCAAGCUUCAGGAUAAUCACAUGAUGUCUCCCACUCUGAUCCGGAUCAACCGCACCAGUCCCUGGUCACCAUGCAGUGCGGCCAUUAUCACUGACUACCUGGAUAGUGGACACGGCGAUUGUCUGCUGGAUCAACCUCAGAAACCGUUAGCUCUUCCAGAUGUGCUCCCAGGUGCAUCGUAUGGUUUAGAGCGGCAGUGUGAGCUUGCCUUCGGUGCUGGCUCAAAGCCAUGCCCAUUAAUGCAGGCACCAUGUCAGCGCUUGUGGUGCACAGGAAAGACCCGCGGGCAACUGGUGUGCCAGACAAGACACUUUCCAUGGGCAGAUGGAACCAGCUGCGGAGAUGGUCAACUCUGCAUGAGAGGCACAUGCAUGGACAAACAGGAAAUUACCAAAACUAAGGUGGAUGGCAGAUGGGGUAAAUGGGGACCAUUUGGUACCUGCUCCAGAACUUGUGGAGGUGGAGUGCAGCUUUCAAAGAGAGAGUGUGACAACCCUGUGCCAGUCAAUGGCGGCAAAUACUGCCAGGGUGUGAGGGUCAAAUACCGGUCCUGCAACCUCUCCCCAUGCCCUGACACAGGCAAGAGUUACCGUGAGGAGCAGUGUGAAGCUUACAAUGGGUUUAGCCUGAACACUAACCGACUCACCCCCUCUGUGGUGUGGGUGCCCAAAUACUCUGGUGUUUCGGCUAAAGAUACAUGCAAGUUGAUCUGCAGGGCAAAUGGAACAGGCUACUUCCACGUUCUUGCACCUAAGGUUGUUGAUGGUACACCAUGCUCUCCUGACUCCCCAUCAGUCUGUGUCCAAGGCAAAUGCAUCAAGGCAGGUUGUGAAGGAAAACUGGGAUCCAACAAGAAGUUUGACAAGUGUGGAGUCUGUGGAGGAGAUAACAAGAACUGCAAGAAGGUCUCAGGUCUUUUCACCAAGCCAAUGCAUGGUUACAAUUUUGUGGUCAUGCUUCCUGUGGGAGCCUCUAACGUCGACAUCAGGCAACGUGGCUACAAGGGCAUCGUGAGUGAUGACAACUAUCUUGCCGUCAAGAAUAGCCAGGGCAAGUACCUCCUGAACGGAAACUAUGUGGUUUCAGCCAUGGAGAAGGAUAUUCUCGUAAAAGGAAGUCUGCUCCGCUACAGUGGAACAGUUGGCUCCUCAGAAACUCUUCAGGCUGUGAAGCCUCUGGGAGAAGCCCUGGUAAUUGAAGUGCUAUCUGUAGGCCAGAUGACACCUCCACGUAUCCGCUAUUCUUUCUACUUGCCACGGGAGAGCAAAGAUGCCAAGGUGCAAAAGAAAGAAGAAAAGGCACGUGCUGAAAACAGUGUUCUUAGGGAAGAGGGCGGAAUCAGUAAAGGUGGAAAAGACACAGAUCUUCUCAAGGACACCAUCUCACCAUCGUAUGUCAAAGAUAUUGCACCAAAACCAGGAAUGUGGGUGGCAGCCGGGUGGGACGUGUGCUCGGUUACUUGUGGUAAUGGGCUCCAGAGGAGGAUGGUGCAGUGUCUCGGGGGAGAUGAUGGGCCUGGAAUGGACUGUGAGGCUUCCCAAAAACCCAGAGCUAUUCAGGCUUGUGGAGACCCUUGCCCCAUGUGGGAGGUGGGCGACUGGUCCCCCUGCUCCAAGACCUGUGGAAAGGGCUUCAAACGGCGCCUGAUUCGCUGCGGUACAAAUGUGGGAAAGCUGCUUCCCAGGGAAAAGUGUGCAGACAAAAAGAAGCCACAGGAGCUGGACUUCUGUUUAUUAGCCCCUUGUAAAUAAUCCACCCUUUCAUUUAAUAUGUCUCUACAUGGACUUUCGAUUUUGUCAAAUUGCAUAUUCAGCAGAGAAAAGUACAAAGAAAGAAGACUAUAUGUUCUGGUUAAAAGUUUAUAUUUUUUCAUCUGUCUGACAAUGGGGAAAAAAAUGGACAGCUGUGGAAAAAAUGACUGAUAAAAGACAAACUGAGGUUCUGAGAUAAACAGGUUUGAACACAAAUGCAAAUAGUACUCUACCUCUGAUUCUAACCAAAUCCAUCACCUGUAAAUCAUCCAGAUGAGACCAAGUACAAAAUCAUGCCUGAUAUCAGAUAUCAUUAAAAUUUUUAGGUAUAAAUAAGUAACGGGUACAUGUACAUUUUUUGCAUAUUUGAAUAUAUGAUAUAAAUUUAUUGACAGCACCUAAAACAUAAAAGUAUUGAAAUAUGUUCUGCAUUUAAAACAAAAAUCUUCUUUAAUUCUUCAUAUAC
Molecule: messenger RNA, 3629 nt
Organism: Carassius carassius (crucian carp)
Lineage: Eukaryota; Metazoa; Chordata; Actinopteri; Cypriniformes; Cyprinidae
Gene: adamts15a
Product: ADAM metallopeptidase with thrombospondin type 1 motif, 15a
Exons: 8
Coding region: 101-3163 (1020 amino acids)
Biological process (GO): proteolysis; extracellular matrix organization
Molecular function (GO): zinc ion binding; metalloendopeptidase activity
Source: RefSeq, a predicted model, not a curated record